AUGUCUUGGCCGUUUAAAACACUUAAAGUGCUUUAUCCUUUCCAAGCAUUAUUUUCUCUUUUAGUGAUUUCACUUCUUAGCGGCUGGGUUUCGAUCACAAAAUCCUAUAUCUACGACUACGAAUCUUCUCUUAAAAAACCCAUAUCACUAGGUUUACCUGGAGAUGCAUACACGAGCUUCGUGCUUGCUUUCAUUUCUUUCAUAAUCGCUGGGGUAUUAUGCAUUCCCAAUGUCAUGCGUAAAUUUGGCUACACUUUAUACAUAUUUUUCGCGGACCUCCUAUUGGCGUCUUUGUGGCUAUCAAAUGCAAUUUAUAUUUCAGUAAAAGCAAAUAGUGGAUCGAUUAUUGAUUCAGUGAAUGUAAUAACGGCAAAUGUGGGUUCAUCAGUGAACUCUUUCUCACUUGAUCAGCAACAACAAGAAAUGGCCUCCAACUUAGGACGCGCUAUACUGUCGUUUGAAUGGAUAAACUUUGUUUUAUGGUCCGCCACGACCAUUAUAUUAUAUCACGUUCGUUCGCGUCGUUGGUUAAACAGAAACGAUGAUAACAGGCGAAUCACCAUCUGCAGUAGUUACCAUGUUGAUUUGAAUAGUGAUGAUCAAGAUGCAAAAAUGCUAACCACCCCAAAGAUAAUUAAGAAAAUUGAUGACAUGCUUAAAAAUCCUCAAUCAGUCAAACAAUCAAAACGAUCCGUUGGCUCGGAUCGUAUAUUUAACAUGCAAUGGACUCGAACUUUGGAAAAACGAAAGUCUACUUAUCAUGAAUCUUUGUACUUUCAGAAGCGCAAGAUAACGGGAGCACUGAUUAUGUACAGAGAUUAA
Molecule: messenger RNA, 822 nt
Organism: Acaulospora morrowiae
Lineage: Eukaryota; Fungi; Glomeromycota; Glomeromycetes; Diversisporales; Acaulosporaceae
Source: the annotation of a GenBank genome assembly